Messenger RNA from Knipowitschia caucasica, 414 nucleotides. The record is from the annotation of a GenBank genome assembly. Lineage: Eukaryota; Metazoa; Chordata; Actinopteri; Gobiiformes; Gobiidae.
AUGGUCAGCUCGGGUCCCAUCCCGUCCACCGAGACCGCUCCUGACCGGUCCGAAGACUUCAACCGGGACCUGCCACGAUCCCCGCACUACUGCACCCUGGAACCGGACCCCACUCAGACUCAGGCGGGUCCUCAGACUCAGGCGGGUCCUCAGAUUCAGGCGGGUCCUCAGAUUCAGGCGGGUCCUCAGUCUCAGGGGGGUCCUCAGACUCAGGGAGGUCCUCAGACUCAGGCGGGUCCUCAGACUCAGGCGGGUCCUCAGACUCAGAGUAAGGACUUUGUGACGUAUCCGAAACUGAAGCUGAAGGUUUUGAUCCGAGACAAACUGAUGAAAGACGGAAUUGACCUGAGAGACGCACCGUACACACAAGAGGAUUAUGUCAUGAAUCCUUCAAUUUGUGACGUACGAGUGUAG